AAUGCACCCAGGAAUUCGAUCUUUGUGCUACACGCUUGUGCGCAUAAUCCUACCGGCGUGGACCCUACACCUGCACAAUGGGAUGAACUUUCUAAAGUCAUCAAAGGACGUGGACACUUCCCGCUUUUUGACAUGGCUUACCAAGGAUUCGCAUCAGGAGACACGAAUCACGAUGCAUAUGCUAUAAGAAAAUUU
Messenger RNA from Acaulospora morrowiae, 195 nucleotides. Lineage: Eukaryota; Fungi; Glomeromycota; Glomeromycetes; Diversisporales; Acaulosporaceae. The record is from the annotation of a GenBank genome assembly.